This is a messenger RNA of Phycodurus eques (leafy seadragon), 3988 nucleotides long. It is a transcript of the gene ppp1r2, whose product is annotated as protein phosphatase 1, regulatory (inhibitor) subunit 2. The record is from RefSeq and is a predicted model, not a curated record. Gene Ontology annotation, biological process: regulation of signal transduction. Gene Ontology annotation, molecular function: protein phosphatase inhibitor activity. The transcript is spliced from 6 exons. The coding region runs from base 230 to 832 and encodes 200 amino acids. Lineage: Eukaryota; Metazoa; Chordata; Actinopteri; Syngnathiformes; Syngnathidae.
CCGCUCCUCACAGAAUAGUUCCCCCGCCAGUCGUGAACCAACAGAAGAGAAAUGUGCUCCUCCUCCGUGGAUCCUAUAAAGGGGUUUCCUGAACGUACCGAAGAUAGUUGAGUUAUGAAGGCGAGCAUGUUUGAUCCACUCUUUGACUACUGAGAGGGAGAAAUUGUCGAGGGGAUCAACACCUGCGGGAGCGAGCGAGCCCGCUUUGACAGGCAUCCUACGUGUGGGAAUGGCAGCUCCGCGGCCGAUAAAAGGCAUCCUGAAAAACAAGAAUGACACCGGCAGCGUUCAUUCUACGCCUGGCGAAUUUCUGGGAGAUAAACCGGAACAAACUCCCGGACUUUCAGAUGAAGACCAGCAAAAGAAAUCCCAGAAGUGGGAUGAGAUGAAUAUCCUGGCCACAUACCAUCCAGCAGACAAAGAUUACGGCCUGAUGAAGAUAGAUGAGCCCAGCACACCUUAUAACAGGAUGGUUGGGGAUGACGAGGAUGAGGGGGCCUUGAGCGACUCGGAAGGUCGGACUGCACUCCAAGUGGAUGACCUGACAUCAAAGUUGAAAGCAGCAGAAGGCUCAGAAUCUCGAUUUAUGAAAGAGGAGGAAGAAGAGGAGGAAGUGGAAAGUAGUGAAGAAGAAGAGGAGCUGUCCCCCGAGGAACAAGCAAAAAAGAAAAAUUUUCAAAUGAUGCGAAAGAAGCACUACAAUGAGGGCCUCAAUAUCAAGCUGGCUCGACAACUUAUCGCCAGUGAGCUCGAAGAGGACGAAGACGAGGAGAUGAGGGAUGAAACCGAGGAGGCAGAGGAGAUCAGUGUCGACCCGCCACAGGAAGGGUGAAAGCUACAGCUGGCUACUAGUGUGGACUGAACCGGUGCCAACUAAGGUUUACACCAUCAGGAUUUUUGGGGCCGAUCAGCGAGUUUAAUAAAAAAAAAAAAAAAAAAAAAGAUGCCUGAUCACCAAUCCAAUCACAAGACUGAGCAAUGUGUCUAUUUAAAUGACUUGUUCACUUACUUGUAUAGUUGUGUACUGUAUACUGAGUAUCUUCAAAAAUAUUCUCUUGUCAUGUCAUAUAUUCUAAUCAGUCAGGUCAAACCAACAUUACAUGACAGAAAUAAUGGCUGAUAACUUACUGUAAUUAAAUUACUGUUGUAAUUCACACACACCGAAACUUUAGAGCAUAAUUCAACAGAACGCUGGCAUUUUACAUACAACUGUUAGUGCUAGCACGAGCUUGCUCGGCGACAUAACGUUUUGUUGGCUGCUUGUGAGCAGUAUCGUAUUAAAAGUACGUGAACAUACCUCAAGCAAUCUUUGAACGAAUGUCUUCUCCCAAGCACCGGUGACCACCACCACACAUUUUUCCCAUUUUGUUCUUUUUUGACCAACACAAUAGAUGCGCCGAUCCAUUGUUGUUGUGGCCAUGGUAACAACUGUAUCCGGUCAAUAAUAAUUAUGAACUACUUUGUCUUUGGACCAGUGAACGUAGUUAAAAAAUUUGAAUUAUGAACUAAGAACUGAACGAGUUCAUUUUUGGAAUUAUGACCUGAACUUUGAACUAGUUCGCGUAGAAAAUGAACUUUCCCACUGAUUCUGUAUUUUUUCACAUCGCAAUAUAUAUCGCAGAUUAAAAAAAUUAUAAUUCCAAUGUGAUUCCCCCCCCCCAAUAUCAUGCAGCCCUAAUAUACACCCACGUCUGCUCAAGCAACACAAAUAGAGACAUUGAAGAGCAUCUGCUGUAAAUCUCAACAACAGCAAAAACAGAAAAGUAUGGUCAAAAUAUGUCACAUUAGAGUUGUGGAGGUUACCCUCAUUGAGAUCAAUGGUGGGAUGAGUCACCUCUGGCUAACUAAAUGUUGAAAUUUUUUAUUAUUGACGUAUCAUUGUUUAUAAUUUGGGCAUUUGUGAAUUUGGGUUGUUUCAGUUGUUUGUACUCAGUCAAUGUAGUCGAAUGUGUCACUUGAAAUUUACACGUUAAUUUACUUGGGUACGGACAUUCAAUCGGAAUUAGCCACUUGGACCAGCAGAGUAAAUCCAGCUUUACUCCACAGUCUCUUUCCUAAAGCUCCUCAUAUACAAUUAGUCUUCUUACCGUCGCCAACAGCCACAUAUUGUUGAGGAGUAAAGACAAACCCCAAUUCCAAUGAAGUUGGGACAUUGUUUAAAUUGUAAAUAAAAAAGAGAAUACAAUGAUUUGCAAAUAAUGCAGCCCUAUGGGGGGCACAAGCCAGUGCAAACUGUAGGCCGGUCCCAAGCCCAGAUAAAUGCAGAGGGUUGCGUCAGGAAGGGCAUCCGGCUUAGAACGUUGAUGAGCCACACACUGAUGUUAUGGGAAAUAAUAGUGGAGGCUAGACUCAGGACAGAAGUGAGUAUUUGCAAGCGACAGUAUGGUUUCAUGCCUCGAAAGAGUACCACAGAAGCAUUAUUUGCCUUGAGGAUGUUAAUGGAAAAGUACAGAGAAGGUCAGAAGGAGCUGCAUUGUGUCUUUGUGGAUCUAGAGAAAGUGUAUGACAGAGUACCCAGAGAGGAACUGUGGUACUGCAUGCGGACGUCUGCAGUGACAGAGAAGUAUGUUAGAAUAAUACAGGACAUGUUUGAGGGCAGCAGAACAGUGGUGAGGUGUGACAGAGGAGUUUAAGGUGGAGGUGGGACUGCAUCAGGGAUCAGCCCUGAGCCCUUUGCUGUUUGCAGUGGUGAUGCAUAGGCUGACAGAUGAGGUUAGACUGGAAUCCCCGUGGACCAUGAUGUUUGCAGAUGACAUUGUGAUCUGCAGUGAAAGUAGGGAGCAGGUGGAGGAACAGUUGGAAAGAUGGAGGCAUCCACUGGAAAGGAGAGGAAUGAAGAUUAGCUGAAGUAAAACAGAAUAUAAGUGGAUGAAUGAGAGGGGUGGAGGGGGAAGAGUGAGGCUACAAGGAGAAGAGAUAGCAAGGGCGGAGGACUUUAAAUACUUGGGGUCAACAUUCCAGAGCAAUGGUGAGUGUGGUAAGGAAGUGAAGAAACCUGUCCAAGCGAGUUGCAAUGGGUGGAGGAAAGUGUCAGGUGUGUUAUGUCACAGAAGUCUCUGCUAGAAUGAAGGGCAAAGUUUAUAAGACAGUGGUGAGGCCAGCCAUGAUGUAUGGAUUCGAGACAGUGGCACUGAAGAGACAACAGGAAGCAGAGCUGGAGGUGGCGGAAAUCAAGAUGUUGAGGUUCGCUCUAGGAGUGACCAGGUUGGAUAAAAUUAGAAAUUUGCUCAUCAGAGGGACGGCCAAGGUUAGAUGUUUUGGAGACAAAGUUAGAGAGAGCAGACUUUGAUGGUUUGGACACAUCCAGAGGAGAGAGAGAGUGAGUAUAUUGGUAGAAGGGUGAUGAGGAUGGAGCUGCCAGGGAAGAGAGCUCGAGGAAGACCAAAGAGAAGGUUGAUGGGUGUCGUGAGGGAAGAGAUGAGGGCAGUUGGUGUAAAAGAGGAGGAUGCAGGAGAUAGGCUUACAUGGAAAAGGAUGACACGCUGUGGCGACCCCUAAUGGCACAAGCUGGAAGGAAAAGAAGCAGACAAUGAUUUGCAAAUCCUUUUCAACCUGUGUUCAAUUGAAUACUUUACAAAGAUAAGAUAUUUAAUGUUCAAACUGAUAAACUUGUUUGUUUGCAAAUAUCCACUCAUUUUUUAUUUGAUGCUUGCAACGCUUUCCCAAAAAGCUGGGACAGUGGCAUGUUUACCACUGUUUUUACAUAAUACUGUGAUAAAACCGAACCGUGAGAUAUAGCAAACAUUUUAGUGCACUUGACCGAACAGUGCAAGCUCAGUUUGCCACAGGCAAGCAAAAAUGUUAGGGCACUUGCCUGAAGGGAAAAAAGUUAACUUCGAGCCCUGUAUUUGCUCUCGCAGUUGUUCACAAAGUGGUGAACCUCACCCCGUCUUUGCUUAUGAACAACUGAGCCUUUCUGGAACGCUCCUUUUAUACCCUAUCAUGACACUCACCUGUUUCUAAUUAACCUGUUCACCUGUGGAAUGUU